UUCAUCCUAUCUGGACUUAUUUUGCUUCUAAUGAUCUUACUAAAACUUAUAUUUGUUUACAAUAUAAAAAUGAUUAUUCUUAUCCUAAGUCAACAAAUGAAUCAAAAUUAAAAAAUUAUUUUAUGAUUAAAUAUUCAGAAAUUUGGAAUUUUAUUAAAAAAAAUAAGAGAGGAUGUAAGAAGAAAACUAAGCAACUUACUUUUCAUCAAGAAGUUUCAUCUCCUAUUGAAGCAACUUAUGAAUCUGUAGUUCAAUUUCAAGAUCAAAUAACUAAUGAUAAUCAAAUUUCGAUUCAUGAAAAUACUAAUAGUAUUCAAUCAGUUAAUACUUUUAAUAUUAUUAAUAAUAUUAAAAGUAUUGAAGUUAAUAAUAGUAAAAAAAUUGAAAUUGAAUUUGAAUAUAACAAAAUUUUAGUUACUGAAAACUUAUACAAUUUGAAAAUGUUUAAAAGAAAACAAUUUCAAAGAGAAAGAGAUAGUGAAGAAGAAGUUGUUGAAAAAAAGCAAGUUUUAAGUUGGUCAUUAAAUAAUGCUAUUAGAGAUGUUUCUAACAUAAAGAAAUCUAUUAAAAAGUUAGAUAAAUAA
Cetraspora pellucida is the source of this 584-nucleotide messenger RNA. The record is from the annotation of a GenBank genome assembly. Lineage: Eukaryota; Fungi; Glomeromycota; Glomeromycetes; Diversisporales; Gigasporaceae.